AUGCCGCCUAAGCAAGCCACCGACCCGACUACCCAGCCUACCCCAACUGGAAUCGCCAUCAUUCGUGCCGUCAUGUGUUCACUCCCAGAAUUCAAGCCUGACUGGCAAAUCGUCCAAGAUCAAUUCGGUGUAGCAAAAGGCAGAGGCAACGGCAGUCCCCGUGCUUUUCGUAAGGCCAUUGAACCACUGGGUCUCACCUUCGAGGACGGAAAAGUCUUCCCAGUCGAUGCCAGCAAAGGUGCCGCAGCUUAUGCGCCGUUGAUUGACAUCAAGGGCACCAAUGGCAAACGCAAGUCUACAGACAGCCACGCCAAGGAAGCUAAAGGCGACGAGGGCGCGAACAAAGCGAAGAAGGCGAAGAAGAAUGACACUGCCGUCAAGUCCGAGGUCAAGGAUGAGAAGGUGGAUGAGUGA
Molecule: messenger RNA, 414 nt
Organism: Cyphellophora europaea CBS 101466
Lineage: Eukaryota; Fungi; Ascomycota; Eurotiomycetes; Chaetothyriales; Cyphellophoraceae
Exons: 2
Coding region: 1-414 (137 amino acids)
Source: RefSeq, a predicted model, not a curated record